AUGAAACAGACCCAAACAAAAAUCCUCUCCCUCCUCCGCACCCUUCGAGACCUUACCGCCCAACAAUUCCUAUGCCUGACCACUACUAGAGGGUCUCAAAUUGAGCAAACCCAGAAAAAACUUAACGAUAUCUACAUAGCACGAGCGGCACAUACCCGACAUAUGCUAAAAGCAAAACAGUACGUCAUGGGUGACAAAGCGAGCGCCUUACUCGCCAAUAGAUUGCGCACAGCUAACGCUCAGUCAAAAAUAGGAUACAUACUGACUGACGAGGGCAAAAAAGUUAUCAAACCCCAAGAUAUUUGCAAUGCCUUCACAAAAUUUUAUAGCAAACUAUAUAAUCUAAGGGAAGAUGCGGCGAAGCACCAGCCCACGCUGAAAGACAUUUCCCAAUUCCUAGACCAGGUGACUCUCCCCAGACUGACAAACGACCAAAUCCACCUAUUGACGGACACGGUUACGCCACAAGAAAUAGAAUAA
Messenger RNA from Pelobates cultripes (western spadefoot toad), 480 nucleotides. NCBI's taxonomy places the organism in Eukaryota, Metazoa, Chordata, Amphibia, Anura, Pelobatidae. The record is from the annotation of a GenBank genome assembly.